Venustampulla echinocandica is the source of this 432-nucleotide messenger RNA. RefSeq lists its product as uncharacterized. The transcript has 3 exons. Bases 1 to 432 code for a protein of 143 amino acids. Lineage: Eukaryota; Fungi; Ascomycota; Leotiomycetes; Helotiales; Pleuroascaceae. The record is from RefSeq and is a predicted model, not a curated record.
AUGGGAAAGCUUAUCAAGAACCACUGGGCCCGUCUGAUAAUCCUCACGGCUGCAGCCUACCAAGUCGCAGCUGGAGUCCACGGUUACUUCUGGCCCAAAAUCUUCUGGGACUUCUUAACCAAGAACCUCGACGGAGCGGUGAAGCCUUUCCCCAUAUUGCAAACCAUCAAUGUGAUAGCUGGGAUUUUUAUGUUUGCGUGGGAAUGGCCGCUGGGAUUACUGGCCGGGUCGUGGUUGCACCGCAGUAUUGAGGCGAGAUUGGUGGUGCUUCCGAUGACGAUUCUGGUUUCUGCUCUGUUGUACCAGGCAACCAAUGCGGCGUUAUAUUAUCUGGUGGGCAUGAUUGUAUAUUUCUGGGCAUACAGUGAAGGAGAGGUUGUGGUAGCCAAACCAUGGUCACUUCCCCCUCGAAACAGGCCAGGGAAAGUAUAG